AUGGCUCGCAAAGAAUCGUCGUCCUCCGAGAUGAGGUACACCUGUGAUCAGCCAGGCUGUACCAAGAGUUACUCGCGUCCUGACCAUCUCCUCCGUCACAAGCUCAACCACGAUCAGGCGCGCGUUCUCUGCUGCAACCAAUGCGACCGUACUUUUGUCCGUCAAGAUCUUCUCGUACGCCACCUUGAGAGGCAUGCCCUCCGCGGCAAGACCCUCGGUAGAUGGUCCAACCGUAACAAGGACGCCAAUGACGACCACCUACAUGACAAAGCCGCCUCCUCCUCAUCUCCCACCAAGUCUGCUUCUGCCUCUAACAAGCAACGCAAACCUUCCGCUGCUUCUCGCUCCAGCCGCCGUUCCCAUGUCCAUCUCAACCGACAACAUGAUCGCCUUUCCGACGACGACGACGCAGACGACGCUGAUGCCGAUGCUGACGCUGACGCCGACGACAACAGCGACCGCAACGAUCCAGACUCGGAUCAACAGAUUCACCCCAACCACUUACCCACUAAUCCCACCCACCUCGCCUCAACACAGCAUCUUGCAUCUCCUCCUUGGUCAAACCUUACUGCUGCUCCCCUCGUUACGUCCACCUCGCAUGCUCCACCACUCUCGUCUGCACCUGCACCAUAUGGCUCAGCCGCCGCCUGGUCCAACAACCCUCCCAUGUCGCCUCCCGCAACGCGUCCCUUACACGCAUAUCCUGCAGAUACCUCCUCUUAUCGCUCGGCAGCCGCAGAUGCUCCCCACGAUGCCAAGCCUUCUGUGUCUGGUUUUGCCACUCAAACCCCCUCCACACCCAACCACGCCGCCUACCCUCCGCCACCGUAUCGUAACGAGUCGAUCUGGCCCGACGCAUCUGCGCAGCCCGAUCUACGAUCAGAGUACGUUCAAAACAACCAUUCUGCUGCCACUGCUGCUGCUGCCGAUGCUCAGGCUGCCGCUCCAUUUCGAUGGAUUCCCGGCGCUUCUACAUCCAGUCACCCAUCCGCAGGUAGCUAUGCUCCACCUCCAUCCGCAUCCUACAUGGCUGCCUGGAACGAUGCCUCACGUGACGCCACACGUCCAGAUGCCGCCAUGCCAUUGGCUGACCUUGAACCCCCUGCCGCCAUACCGGCCGUUGCCCGGCCGCCCUCCACCCUUCCACCCCCCAAUCAGGACAUAUUCCCGUUUGCGCCACCCAUUGUCGACCACACCGCUGACUUUGGCUGGCUCUUUGACGGCGUCGAUCCCUUUGGCGGCUCCAACUUUGGCGGCAGUGUCGGCCGAGCUACCACUGCUGGCAGCAACGCACGCGGUCCGCACUCGCAAACUUCCGCGUUCUCGCCAAGCAGCUCCGACGGCCUCGGAGGCUUUCUUGGAAACAUACAUGGCUCUCACAACAGUGUACCUCCAUCCGGCACUGCAGCCGACGCCUCCAGCUUCGGACGUGGCAUGAGCUCUGACGGUAUCCUCUUGUCCGGCAGCGAAGUCGAAACCCCCAACGCCCUCGAAGAUCUCGCCUACUUUGCAACCCUUCAAGCCGAUAUUCCCAGCCGAGUUACCUAUCAUCUCGAUCCCGUCGCGCACCACCGACUUCUCAUCUUUCUCCAAUCCGUCAGCGAGCUUCCCAAUUCGCCCCUUUUUACGCCAUCUGCUCUCAGAUGCUACAUCUAUCUCUUCUUUGUCAAGUUCAAUCGCCUCUAUCCGCUCAUUCACGAGCCCACCUUUGCAGCUAGCACCACCGACCCAAUGCUUUUGAGCGCCAUCGUCGUGAUUGGAGCGCAUUUUGCAGGUCUACCCGCUCAUGAGCUCGCCGUUCGCAUCGCUCAAAAGAUCUGGGGCGCCGUAGUCAGUCUCGAGGAUUUUCGUCCAGCACGAGCCACGCUGCCCAUGCUCCAGGCGCUCGUCCUCACCGAAUGCUUUGGCAAGCUGAUGAGUACUCGUCCCCAACACGAGAUGGCACACCUCUUCCACAACUUUAUCAUCACUCUUGCCCGCAGAAACGCCGUCUUCAACGCCAGCACCCCCAGCCAAGCUCACUUUGACGACUCGGAAGAAUCUUGGAGAAGCUGGGCUAGAGAGGAGGAAAAAAAGCGAAUCGCUCUAUUCGAAUUCAUGCUCGAUGCGCAGCACGCCACCAUCUUUCGACACAUUCCUUCGCUCUCUGCUUUCCAGGUUCAGCUCAACUUGCCCUGCAGCGACGACGAGUGGAACAAAACCACGCCCGAAGCUUGGCACAGAUUCCGCAAGCGUCCAAGCUACAAGCCUCCCGGCCCAUUCAUUCCGGCGCUCAAGGCGUGCCUCAGCCCUGCCAAGACGCCCCAGGAGCUUGACGCCUUUCCACGCUUUGUGCUUUUGCACGGCCUGAUGAGCAUUGCUUACGAUCUUCAAUGGAAACAGAACGUCUUGCUAGGUGCAGAGUCGUCUCCAGGCGGUAGUCGAGCCCCCGACAAUGGCAUCGGCAACUGGAAAGACCGUCUCUCAGCAGCUUACUCUUCUUUGCAAGCCCGCAUGGACAUUGCUUACAUCAAGGCAGAUGAAGAGUCGAGCACACGCCUCAUCCACCGCGCCACUCCAAGUCUUGUUACCGCAGCUCAAAUUGCUUUGUUUGCCGAUAUCAUCGACAUUCAGAUCUACGCCGGUCUGCCCUCAGUGCUUGGCCGCUUCAUCGAUCGCGCUACCUUCAAUACCUCACGCCGGUCGGUCAAGGAAUGGGCGCGUACCACCGAUGGUCGAACCGCCGUCUGGUACGCCGUCAAUUUCUUGCGCACUUCUCUUCUAGGCGCCGGCACGGAAUCGUACGGCACCAUCCAGACGUUCAAGGCCGUUACUUCUGCUACCGCAGCCGCCGAUGAGGUCCGUAACAAGGAGGCAAGGCCAAUCUAUCCUGGCACGUGCGAUGCAGAGACCAGCGCUAGUAUUGCGGCCUCCUCAGCUGCGCGCAAAGCUUCUGACCGCGAAACUGGUCUAGACGAGGCCUUGCACCAUCGCUGGUGCCAAUAUCUAUGCGCUCUCGUCAUAUGGGCCUACGGCCAUGCCUUGACUAUCCCGCGUGUCGCUUCCACUGCCGGUGAAACAAACCACCAAGUCGCCGCUGGAGCGGGGGCGUCCGGCUCGGCUACCGCAACGAGACCUGGAUCUGCACACCACAAUACUAGCACAAGCUUGAGCUCGUCCAUCCCCAAUUCGCCUGGCGCGUUGCACGGACAGAUCUCGGCCGAAAGAACUCGGAUCGGAGGCGACGCCAGGAUCAUUGAAGCUUUGACCUCGCGCCCGUCUGCACCACCACCAAUGAAACCAGAGGGCAUCGACUUUUUGGAACGCAUGUCUACCAAGACAGCAGACGACAUUGCACAUGUCGACUGCAAAUGCUACACACGUGCCGUGCUAGAGAUGGUGGAAAGAGAGGUGAGGGCAUCACGCUGGGAGCUCGGACGUGAAGCGUCUGGGGUGUUGCGAAAGCUGAUCUCUAAUCAUCAAUUACCCGUGUGGAAUCGAUCAAGCAGCGCUGGACUUGCCGAUCCUAUGUCGCGCAGAAACGAUUCGUCAUCGCUAAUGAUCCAGCAGGCAUCGAGAUCCACGGCCCUCAACGAGGAUUCCGACGGCCGAGGAGCAUCAACCGGCUCGAUUCUCGGGAUUUCCGCACUCACCUCGCCUGCAACGAAAAUGUCUUCCCUUCCCGAGCGCCUCGUGUCAAGCCCGCACGUGACAGGUAUCGCUGGCUCAGCUGGUCCACCAAGACCCGCAAUUUAG
This is a messenger RNA of Mycosarcoma maydis (corn smut), 3735 nucleotides long. RefSeq lists its product as uncharacterized. The coding region runs from base 1 to 3735 and encodes 1244 amino acids. Gene Ontology annotation, cellular component: chromatin. Gene Ontology annotation, biological process: DNA-templated transcription; regulation of transcription by RNA polymerase II. Lineage: Eukaryota; Fungi; Basidiomycota; Ustilaginomycetes; Ustilaginales. The transcript has a single exon. Gene Ontology annotation, molecular function: DNA-binding transcription factor activity, RNA polymerase II-specific; zinc ion binding; RNA polymerase II cis-regulatory region sequence-specific DNA binding. The record is from RefSeq and is a predicted model, not a curated record.